AUGACUGACACUGGAGAGGGCGACGAAGAGUUCCAUUUUCUACGAACGGGAGAUGAGGUGGUUUUGCAGAGUACCUUCACCUCCCAGGAGGAACAUGUGAAACUCUGUCUUGCUGCAGAGGGCUUUGGCAGCCGACUUUGCAGGCUUGAGCCCACCUCUAAUUGCAAGAAUGUUCCACCCGACCUGUCUGUGUGUGGCUUCGUUCUGGCCCAGUGCCUCUCUGUGCGAGCCCUGCAGGAGAUGCUGGCCCACAGUGUGCAUCUGGCUGCAGAGGUGGGUGUUUAAAUUGAUCGGUUUCUGUAUUUUUAUUAAGUGGGAGCUGGAGGAAGCCAUCGCACCCUUCUAUAUGGCCAGGCAGUGUUGUUCCGACACUCAUAUAGUGGCAUGUAUCUCAGUUGCUUGUCUUCAUCUCACACUUCAACGGACAAGCUGGCUUUUGAUGUUGGUCUGCAAGAGGAUAAAGCAGGUGAGGCAUGUUGGUGGACCAUCCACCCUGCGUCCAGACAGAGGUCAGAGGGUGAGAAAGUGCGAGUUGGAGAUGACCUCAUCCUGGUCAAUGUUUCUUCAGAGAGAUAUCUGCACCUGUCCUUUGGCACUGCAGUUGACAACAAAAGCUUGAGUGACAGCCUGAUUGUUAAUGCAGCCUUCCAGCAAACUCUCUGGAGUGUCGCUCCCAUUUGCUCUGGAGGUGGGGUUGCUCAAGGUUACCUCAAGGGGGAUGAUACACUGAGGCUUCUCCACAGCCACAGUGACGCAUGUUUGACUAUUCCAUCCACUGAGCAGGGAGAGGAGCUGCAAAGGAUAAUGCAUUAUGAGAUCGGAUCAGUCUCCAGCCAUGCCCGCUCUCUCUGGAGGCUGGAGAUACUGCGUGUUGUGUAAGUAUACGCAGGAAGUAAUAUUCAAUCAAAAAAGGAGAAGCUUGACGCUGGCACAAAGACUAACGUCGAUGGCAUGGGGAUCCCAGAGAUCAAGUAUGGAGACUCCAUUUGUUACGUUCAGCAUGUAGACUCUGGACUCUGGCUCACCUACCAAGCUGUGGACGCAUCUACACGCAUGGGAGGGGCUCAGAGAAAGGCCAUUCUGCACAGCGAGGGUCAUAUGGACGAUGGGCUGACGCUGUCUCGUUCUCAAAGGGAAGAAUCUCACACUGCCAGACUUAUCCGUAGUGCUACUCUACUCUUCACUUGCUUUAUCAGGAAACUGGACGGUUCAAGCCAACAAGAAAACCUCAAAUCUGUCAGCCUGCCAAUGGAGAUAGUGACAUUUAGUCUGCAAGAUCUAAUCAAAUAUUUCCAGCUUCCAUCGGAGGGGCAGAGCCAUGAAGCUAAGCAGAACAACAUGAGAGCGCUGAAGAGUCGGCAGAACAUGUUUCAAGAAGAGGGUGUAAUAGAUUUGGUUCUGGAUUGUAUUGAUCGUCUACACCAUUACAGCGGUGGCUCUCAUUUUGCUGAGGUUGCACAGAGUGACAAAGGAGAAGAGUGGGAGACCAUCCUCAACCGUUUCUACGAGCUGCUGGCUGCUCUGAUCCGGGGAAACCGUGUAAACUGUGCACAUUUCUCCAGUUCUCUCGACUGGCUGAUCAGCAGGCUGGACCGUCUGGAGGCCUCUUGUGGUGUCUUGGAGGUCCUACACUGUGUCUUAGUGGAAAGCCCUGAAGCACUCAAUGCCAUCAAAGAAGGACACAUUCAAUCUAUCAUUUCCUUUCUAGACAAGCAUGGAUGCAACUACAAGGUGCUGGAGGUGCUGUGCUCACUGUGUGUGUGUCAUGGUGUAGCUGUGCGGUCCAAUCAAAACCUCAUCUGUGACAACCUGCUGCCUGAAAGAGACCUGCUGCUGCAAACACGGCUGGCUAAUCAGGUCACCAGCAUGAGGCCAAACAUCUUUUUGGCUUUGGGGGAGGAUUCAGCCCAGCAUCGGAGGUGGUACUAUGAGCUGGUUGUGGAUCAUGUGGACCCCUUCCUCACAUCUGAACCCACACACCUGCGCGUUGGCUGGGCUCGCACUGAGGGCUACCAGCCCCGGCCCACAGGAGGGGAGGGCUGGGGGGGCAACGGUGUGGGAGACGACCUCUGCUCCUACGGCUUUGAUGGGCUUCACCUCUGGUCAGGCUGCGUGGGUCGCAGGGUGAGCUCGGCCGUCCCUCACCUCCUGAGAGACGAGGACGUGGUCAGCUGCUGUCUGGACCUCAGCGCUCCCUGCAUCUCUUUCCGGGUCAACGGACUGCCUGUGCAGGGCAUGUUGGAGAACUUCAGUGCAGACGGACUUCUCCAUCCUGUGGUCAGCUUCUCUGCCGGAGUCAAGGUCCGUUUCCUGUUUGGGGGGCUGCAUGGAGAGUUUCGCUUCUUGCCCCCACCUGGUUUUGCUCCAUGCUGUGACGCUCUGCUCCCGAGAGUCAAGCUGAAGUUAGAGCCGUGUCAGAAAUACAUCCUGGAUCAAGGAGAGGGGAAACUGGAGCUCAUUGGCCCCUCGGUACCUUCCAGUCCAAUGACCUUUACUCCCACACCAGUAGACAUCAGCAAGGUGGUAAUGCCCCCACAACUUGAGGAUAUCAGAGAAAAACUGGCUGAGAAUAUCCAUGAACUCUGGACAAUGGAAAAGAUUGAUCUUGGAUGGACAUAUGGACCUGUGAAAGAUGAAGGUAAGAGGCAUGAUCCGUGUGUGAUGGAGUUCUGCAAGCUGUCGGAGACGGAGAAGAACCAGAACCUUCAGAUGGCCCAGGACACACUCAGGACUCUCCUGGCUCUUGGCUUUCACAUUGGUUUGACUGCUGACCAUGCUGAGGAGAAAGUCAAAUACAUGAGACUAGCCAACAAGUACGAGCAGCCCAGCGGCUACAGACCGUCUCCAGUAGACCCUCUCCAGGUGUUUCUGAGCCCAGCCCACGAGGAGGUGGUCGACCUGCUGGCAGAGAACGAUCACAACGUGUGGGCCAGAGAGCGUAUCAAGCAGGGAUGGACCCAUUCACCCCAACAGGAUGUGAAAGCCAAGCGGAGCUCGUACCUGUUGCCCUACUGCCUGCUUGAUGAAAGGAGCUGGAGAGUGGGCCGGGAGAGUGUCAGAGAGAGUGUGUGCACCCUGCUGGCCUACGGUUACAGUUUGGAGCCUCUCAACCAGGAAAAGACCACGAUAUCCAAUCCAUGUCCCUUUCCCACUGAGAAAAGCAGAGUGUUCAGACCAGAUAAAUCUUUCUCUGUAACUCGGGGGAAGUGGUACUUUGAAUUUGAAAUAGUGACUGCUGGGAAUAUGAAAGUGGGCUGGGCCCGACCGAGCUGUGCUCCAGAUAAAGAGCUCGGCUCAGAUGACCAGGCGUACGUCUUUGAUGGAUUUGAGGCUCAGUGGUACCAUCAGGGUGUGGAGCCCCUGGGGCGGCCCUGGCAGAGAGGCGAUGUGGUGGGCUGCCUGGUGGACAUGGCCGAACGCACCAUGAUGGUCACACUGAAUGGAGAGGUGCUGUUUAAUGACAGAGGAUCGGAGCUGGCUGCCAAGGACUUUGAUAUCGGAGACGGCCUGUUGCCAGUGGUCAGUGUUGGAGUGAACCAGGUGGGGAGGCUGAACCUGGGUCGCCACACUGACUCUCUGCAGUACUUUGCUGUGUGCGGCCUGCAGGAGGGCUACGAACCGUUUGCUGUCAACAUGGCCAGAGCCCCAGUCCUAUGGAUGAGUUGGAAACAGCCUCAGUUUACCUCCAUAAAGCCUGAGGAUCACAACCUACAGGUCACCAGAGUCAGUGGCUCAAAGGAUUCCUUAUCCAGCCUGAGGGUUUCCCAGCGGAUGUUUGCACACCACGGUGGAAGCAGUGAGAUGGGCUUUUACCGGCUCAGCAUGUCCAUCCAAUGUGCUGCCGUCCUCACAAGCCCAGCGGGGGGGGUGCCUCCAGCCGCCUCCAACUCUCUCUCUCCAGGUUCAGAGCAGGAGGAGAUGGACUCUGACUUUGAAGUGCUGAUGAAGUCAGCCCACAGCUUUGCUGGCUCAAGAGAUGAGCUCAACCAUAAGGAUCAUAGUCACGACAAAACAUCAAGAUUGAAACAGCGGUUCAUGCUGAAGAGGACCAAACCAGACCUCGUCAGCAGCAACUCAUCUGCUCGGCUUCUAGAAGAUGUGGUAGUUGACAAAGAUGAUCAUGUUAUCCAGAGCUCCAGAUAUUACUACUCCGUGAGGGUUCUUCCGGGCCAGGAGGCGUUCAAUGUGUGGGCAGGCUGGGUGACCUCUGACUUUCAUCAACACGACGUGACGUUCGACACCGACAAUGCCCUCACUGUAACCGUCACCCUUGGAGAUGACAGUGGCAAAGUCCAGGAAAGUGUGAAGCGGUGUAACUGUUACAUGGUGUGUGCUGGAGAGGCAACAGGCCUGUCCCAGAGUCGCAGAAGUACGGGGUUGGAAAUCGGAUGUUCAGUCGACACGGCCACCGGGCUGCUCACCUUUACCUCCAGCGGAGUGGAGAUGGCCACCUUCUACCAAGUGGAAGCCAGUACAAAGCUGUUUCCUGCUGUUUUCGUCAAGCCCACCACCAGCAACAUGUUCCAGUUUGAACUGGGGAGCACCAAGAAUGUGAUGCCACUGUCAGCCGGUUUGCUUCGCAGCCAAAGAAGGAAUGCCACCCCUCAGUGUCCUCCGAGGGUUCAGGUGCAGCAUCUCGACCCGGUGUCGUGGACCAGAGUACCGGACCGUGCUUUACAGGUGAUGGUGGAUCGGCCAGAUGAGCGCCAUGGCUGGAGGGUCCAAUGCCAUGAGCCCCUGCAGGUCAUGACCCUUCACAUCCCCGAUGAAAACAGGUCUGUUGACAUUUUGGAGCUGUCAGAACUGGAUGACUUCUUGACCUUUCACCACCACACUCUCCUGCUCUACUGCUCUUUAUGCACCAUUGGAAACACUCGAGUUUGCCACGCCCUCUGCAGUCAUGUUGACCAAUCCCAGCUCCUUCAUGCCAUUCAGGAUCCCAACCUCCCUGGUCAGCUCCGCUCUGCGUUUUACCAGCUUCUCAUGCAGGUUCACCUGAGCAGCCACACCACUGAAUGUCACAUGAUGAACCAUGAGUACAUUGUGCCUAUGACUGACCAGACCAGAGAAAUCACCCUUUAUCCCAGCCCUGCUUAUGGUGUUAAUGCGGGGAAUAGUCCACCUCCAGAAAGCAUUUUCAGCACUGGUCUCAGCACAUCCCUUAAACCACAGAUGCGUUUCUCCACUCCUUGUUUUGUCAGGAGUGGUGGAUUAGAGGCGGAUGGUAAAGGUGAGAUAACCUGCACAGACAGCCCAGAAAUCCCUCUGGACAUACUGAAGGACCUGACUGUGGAGAUGCUGACUGCUGGAGUGUGGGCUGUGGGGCAGAAUGUGAGGCAUCCUGUAGGAGGCAGCUUUGAGCUCCUGCUAGUUCCCCUUAUCAAGCUGUUCUACAACUUACUGGUGUUGGGUGUAUUUGGGGAAGAGGAUCUGGGGAAAGUUCUGAAACUAAUAGAACCUGCAGUCUUCUCCAUAAAUGCCGAAACCCUCAACAAGGAAGAGGAAGAAGACGCUGCUGAUGAUGACGACGAACAAUGCACAGGAGGCAACAUAAAAGAAAAUGUCACUCCUCAUCAAGGACUUCUUCAAAUGAUGCUUCCAGAAGCUGUCAAACUUGAGCUCUGCCACCUGCUCUCCUACCUGUGUGAUUGCCAGGUGCGCCACAGGGUGGAAGCUGUGGUUGCCUUCUCUGACAACUUUGUGGGUCAGCUGCAGGAGAACCAACGAUUUCGUUACAACCAGGUCAUGCAAGCGCUCAACAUGUCAGCUGCCCUCACUGCCCGCAAGACCAAGGAGUUCCGCUCACCUCCACAGGAGCAGAUCAAUAUUCUGCUGAACUUCAGAGAGGAAGAGCAGCAGGAGAACUGUCCGUGUCCGGAGGAAAUCCAGCAGCUCCUGCAAGACUUCCAUCACCUCCUCAACACACACUCUGGCAUUGAGUUGGACAGCGACACAGAGGAUGAAGAGGAUGCUGAGAUGUCUCUUAAAGAUCGGCUUCUCAGUCUAGUGGCGAGAGUCACUGGACUGAGAAAGGCACCAAUAGAAGCGGAGGGGAGCAGACCGCAGAAGUCCCUGAAAACGCUGAUCUCUGAGACGAUGGGGCGUUGGGCUCAGGAGACGGAGAUGGAGGACCCUGAGCUGGUGAGGGCCGUCUUCACGUUGCUGCACCGCCAGUAUCAGGGCCUCGGGGGCCAAAUGGCAGAGCACCUCCGCAGAGCCUACACCAUCAGCCAGGCCUCGGUAGAAGACACCAUGGCUCUGCUGUCCUCUCUGAGCCAGAUCCGCUCCCUCCUCAGCGUCCGCAUGGGGAAGGAAGAGGAGCGGCUGAUGAUCAGAAGAUUAGGAGACAUAAUGAAUAACAAGGUCUUCUAUCAGCACCCUGACCUAAUGAGGGCGCUGGGGAUUCAUGAGACCGUGAUGGAGGUGAUGGUUAAUGUUCUUGGAGAAGGGGAAUCAAAGGAGAUUACCUUUCCCAAGAUGGUGGCCAGCUGCUGUCGAUUCCUGUGUUAUUUUUGCCGCAUCAGCCGUCACAAUCAGGGGGCCCUGUUCGACCAUCUCAGCUACCUGCUGGAAAACAGCAGUGUUGGACUAGCUUCCCCAUCCAUGCGUGGGGCCACUCCUCUGGAUGUGGCAGCAGCCUCGGUUAUGGAUAAUAACGAACUGGCUUUAGCGCUGAGGGAACCUGACCUAGAGAAGGUGGUCCAGUACCUCGCUGGCUGUGGUCUCCGGAGCUGUCCGAUGCUUGUGGCUAAAGGCUACCCUGACAUCGGGUGGAACCCUGUGGAGGGCGAGCGUUACCUGGACUUUCUGCGUUUUGCAGUCUUCUGCAAUGCGGCCCAGCAAGUCGAUAAGGGCAGAGUAGAAGGUCAUGAUGGCGUGCCCCAUGUGAAUGAGGUCAUCAUUAUUGUCCUGGACAACAUCUCUGUGGUGCAAGCUCCGUCCAUGGAAGGGUCCUCCGAGAUCCUGAUGGCUUCCUCCAUUGCUGAUAGGAGGCCGUUUCCCCCGUCCCCUCGCAGAGCGGGGCCAAAACACUCGGGCCGACGAAUCAGCAGCCUCAACACCAGCAGGCGUUCAGCAGCGUUUCCUCUUGACACCCGUAAAGCAAUCAUAGCUGACUUGGGAUCCACUGAUAUGGCCCUGGCCCUGAACAGAUACUUGUGUACAACUGUGCUCCCCCUGCUCACCAAAUGUUCAGCUCUCUUCUGUCCAUUAGAGGACCAUGCUUUGCUGGUGGAUUCUCUCAUCCAGGCAAUCUACGGCCUCUCCAGGGCUCUCAGCCUCACCAAGGCUCAGAGAGACACUAUUGAACAGUGUCUGUUGGCCAUGUGCAGUGAACUCCAACCAUCUAUGAUGCAGCCUCUCCUUCGACGCCUUGUCUUCGAUGUUCCCCAUCUCACAGACGACAGCAACAUGCCACUAAAGCUCUUGACCAGUCACUACGAGCAGAGGUGGAAGUACUACUCGCUGGCUGCAGGGCAGGGUGAGCAGGCUCUGGCCUCUGAAGAGGAGCUCCACCUGUCGAGAAAGUUGUUCUGGGGCGUGUUUCAGGCCUUGGCAAAGAAGCCCUAUGAGCCUCAGUUAUUCGGGCUGUGUGUCCAGUGCCUGGCUGCCGUGUCCAUGGCUCUUCCUCCUGACCACAUGGACUCAAGCUGUCUGUCGGAUACAGAGAGAAAAGCCUCAAUGGACACAGAAGGACACUUUGACCCCCAGCCUGUAGAUACCUCAAGCGUGUCAGUGCCAGAAAGACUGGAGUUUGUUGUGAAUAAGUACGCGGAGCACACUCAUGAGAAGUGGUCCCUGGACAAGUUUGCCAACGGCUGGGUUCACGGGGAGCAGCAAUGUGAGAACACCAAGGUUCACCCUCGCCUCAAGCCAUACAGGGCUCUGGCUGAGAAGGAAAAGGAGGCGUACCGCUGGGCCAUUAAAGAAACCAUAAAGAGUAUGCUGGCCUUUGGAUGGACUAUAGAGAGAACCAAAGAAGGAGAAGCAUUCGGCACGCAUACCGUUACACGCAGAGUAUCUCAGUCUGGACAGCUUUCUUUUGAAGGAGCAUCAACCUUCAGCCCUAAACCAAUGGACAUGAGCAGCAUCACCUUAUCAUGGGACCAGUGUGCUAUGGCUUUACAGUUGGCUGAAAACUACCACAAUGCCUGGGCUAAGAAGAAGAAAUUAGAGCUGGAGAGCAAAGGAGGAGGAAACCAUCCAAUGCUUGUACCCUAUGAUACUCUAACAGCCAAGGAGAAGACCAAAUUCAGAGAAAGAGCGCAGGAUGCUCUCAAGUUCCUUCAGCUGAACGGCUAUAGUGUGUGGAGGGAUCGGAAGACAGCCGAGAUGGACUUUCCAGCCAUAGCCAACUGCUUUGGCUUCACUCUCCUUCAGCAGCUGCUGGCUCACACUGAGGAGGCCCAGGAGCAUGUGUUGGAGCUGGCCAGAGGACAGAUGUCUAAAGGAGAGAGAGCUGCACACCAGCAGCCAAUUCAUUUUUUCCCCAAGGUUAUCCUUCCUCUCUUGGAACAAUAUGUGAAGAGCCAUCGUCCAUACUUCCUGCCCACUUCUCACUGCUCAAGUGGGAAUAAAAGCCAUGCAUCAAAAAAGGAAAAGGAGAUGAUUGCAAGCCUCUUUUGUAAGCUUGCAGCUCUAGUAAGACACAGGAUGUCCCUCUUUGGAAACGAAGCGUCGUCAGUUGCAAGCUGCCUCCAUGUUUUGGCUCAGACUCUGGAUGCCAGAGCAUUGAUGAAGUCAGCCCCAGAGUUUAUCCAAGCAUCCCUGCAUUCAUUCUUUGAGGCAGCCGCAACUGAUCUGGAGAUGACGGUGGAAAACCUCUCUGUGACCUUGGUCUGUUUGCCUCAGAGUCGGAGUCAACAGGCUAGAGGAGUUGCCAAGGUUCUCAGCUUCACAACCUCUGUUCUCCUGCCCACCCUCACCUCCCUCUUUCAGCAUCUUGGCAACCAACACUUUGGAGUGCUCCUCCUGGUGGGGAGUAUCCAGGUGUACUGUUACAGGAUCCUUAACAGCCUCCACUCUCUUGGCACCAGCAGCAGCAUCUACAUGGAGGGGCAGAGGGCAGCAGCAGGGGCUUGUCUGGCAGCUCUGACUGGGACGUUUCCUGUUUGCUUCCUGGAGCCUUCUCUAAACCAAAACAACCGUUACUCCAUCUACAACACCAUGAGUGCCUCUGAGAGAGAAGACUUUGGGCUAGCAGAUCAGGUGGAGGACAUGUGUCCCUACCUGCCCUCUCUGGAUCAGGCUCUGGAGGAGGUGGAGGAUUAUGCUGCAGCUGGUGCUGGGGCUCGCCAGGCACAGUACAUCCAUGUCACUGAGGUCACUCUGCCUAUGCUGUGCAGCUACAUGUCUCGUUGGUGGGACUGGGGCCCCGAGGGCCUGCCAGACAGCCCGAUCUGCACCGCUGUCAUUCCUCAACAUGCUAGUGACCUUCUUGGCCACAUCCUCCGUGUCAUCCACAACCAUGUCGGCUGUAGCCAGGGCGACUGGAUGAAACAGCUGGCAGUUUUUUCCCAGCCGAUUAUAUGCAAAGCCCACAUUGGGCUGUUAAAGAGCCACUUCCUGCCACUGAUGGAGAAGUUGAGAAAGAGGGCCGAAUGUGUGCUGCUUGAGGAGGAGCAGAUGAAAGCAGAAUGGUGUGAUACCUCCGAAGCAGAGUUACAGAUACAGGAGAAGUUCACUGUGCUGGUGCGAGACCUCUACGCCUUUUAUCCACUCCUCAUCCCAUUUGUGGAUUCUAAUCGUGCCAGCUGGCUGAAAGAGCCAAACCCUGACGCUGAGCAGCUGUUCUGCAUGGUGGCAGAGGUCUUUAUAUUCUGGGCCAAAUCUCAUAAUUUCAAAUGGGAGGAACAGAACUUUGUGGUCCAAAAUGAAAUAAACAACUUGGCUUUCCUUGUCAACAACGACAAAAUGUCCAAGGUCAGCCAUUUUGACCAUGAGCAGAAGAGGGUGAAGAGGAAGGGGGAUCGGUAUUCCACACACACCUCUCUGAUUGUGGCGUCCAUGAAGAGACUGCUCCCUGUGGGACUCAGGGUUUGCUUUCCGAGUGACCACAGCCUCAUCAUGUUGGCUAAGAGCGGCUUCUCUCAGAAGAACACUGAAGAUGAGAUUCGAGAACGUGUUUUCAAUGGCCUUCAGCGUCAGGUGUUAAACGGCUUGAGGAAAGAGUCCCUUUAUACAGAUCCUCCAGGCCAGCUAGGAGCAAUUACUGACGGCCAAAGGACUGUCGACAGGAUUCUGGAAAUAGCUCGAGUUCUUUAUUACCUUGACCAGGUGGAGCACCCGCAGAGAAAUAAAAAACCCGCGUGGCACAGAGUGUUAUCCAAACAGAGGAAACGAGCAGUGGUGGCCUGCCUGCGGAUGGCUCCCCUUUACAACUUACCCAGGCACAGAGCCGUCAACCUGUUCCUUCAAGGCUACAAUAAAUCCUGGAUAUCAGCAGAGGACCACAGCUUUGAGGAGAAGCUUGUGGAGGAUUUAGCUAGGGGAGGAGUGAUGGAUCUGUGUGGAGGUGACCGAGAGGAAGGAAAGGAUGUGGGAGAAGGUGCUAGAGCUAUCGAUCCCCUCCUGCAACUCAUUACACUCUUCAGUCGAAGCGCCCUGACGGAAACGAGUAAGCUUGGAAAUGACGGCCUCUAUAAGUCCUACGCUGCUAUUAUGGCCAAGAGCUGCCACAGAGAGGACGAUGAUGAGGAAGAACAGGAAGUGGAAAGCUUUGAAGAGAAGGAGAUGGAGAAGCAGAAGUUGCUGUACCAGCAGGCCCGGCUGCACCGCCGUGGAGCUUCUGAGAUGCUCCUGCAAACCAUCAGUGCCAGCAAAGGGGAGAUGGGCUCCAUGAUUGCUCCUACAUUGAAGCUGGGUAUUGCUGUUCUCAAUGGAGGGAAUGCCGCUGUUCAACAGAAAAUGCUGGAUUAUCUGAGAGACAAGCAAGACGUUGGAUUCUUCCAGAGCAUGGCUGGGCUCAUGCGGUCAUGUAGCGUUCUGGAUCUAAAUGCAUUUGAGAGGCAGAACAAAGCAGAAGGAUUAGGCAUGGCCAUGGACAAGAGCUCAGGAGACAAGGUGAUGCCUGACAAAGAUUUAACCUGUGAUCUGUUCCGAUUUCUGCAGCUGCUCUGUGAAGGACACAACUCAGAUUUCCAGAAUUACUUGAGAACUCAAACCGGCAACAACACCACUGUCAACAUCAUAAUAACAACUGUGGACUAUUUACUGAGAGUUCAGGAGUCUAUCAGUGACUUCUACUGGUACUACUCAGGGAAAGAUGUUAUUGAUGCACACGGACAACAGAAUUUCUCCAAGGCCAUUGAAGUGGCCAAACAGGUCUUCAACACACUCACAGAGUACAUACAGGGCCCGUGUGCUGGGAACCAACAGAGCCUGGCUCACAGCCGCCUGUGGGACGCUGUCGUAGGUUUCCUCCACGUCUUUGCCCACAUGCAGAUGAAGCUCUCUCAGGAUUCGAGGCAAAUUGAGCUCCUGAAAGAACUCAUGGAUUUACAAAAGGACAUGGUUGUGUUCUUGCUUUCUAUGUUAGAAGGUACCGUCGUUAAUGGCACUAUUGGAAAGCAGAUGGUGGAUAUGUUGGUUGAAUCCGCAGGCAAUGUGGAGAUGAUCCUAAAGUUUUUCGACAUGUUCCUCAAACUUAAAGACCUCACCUCCUCCGAUACUUUCAAAGAGUUCGACCCCGAGCGUAAGGGCUGCAUCUCCAGAAAGGACUUCCAGAAAGCCAUGGAGAAUUGCAAGCGUUUCUCCCAGGCCGAGAUUCCCUUCCUCCUCUCAUGCAUGAAGACUGACGAUAGUGAAAUCGUGGAUUAUGAGGCCUUUGUGGAUCGCUUCCACGAGCCAGCCAAAGACAUCGGCUUUAGCCUCGCUGUUCUUCUCACCAAUUUGUCCGAACACAUGCCCAACGACUCGAGGCUUGUGACAUUCAUGGAGCUGGCAGAGUGUGUCUUGUCGUACUUCCAGCCCUACCUAGGUCGUAUUGAGAUCCUCGGCAGUGGGAAGCGCAUUGAACGCGUGUACUUUGAGAUUAGCGAAGCCAGCCGCACACAAUGGGAGAAGCCUCAAGUCAAAGAGUCCAAGAGACAGUUCAUUUUUGAUGUGGUCAAUGAGGGUGGAGAGAAGGAGAAAAUGGAGAUGUUUGUCAAUUUCUGUGAGGACACCAUCUUUGAGAUGCAGCUCGCAGCCCAGAUAUCUGGCUCUGACUCUGGAGAGAGGCACGCAGACAAAGGAGAAGACGAAAAGAGUGACAAUCUGGAGGAUAAAGGAAGGUUUUUCGUGUAUCAAUGGUUGUUUUUGCUGAUAUCUAUACUUUCUGUUAAAAACUUGAAGACAUUGAUGAGGAUGACACUGAAGGAUAUGCUCAUGUCGGCUGUGUUCCUCCUCAGAUUCAUUGUCAUGGCUCAGGCCCGGUGUAUGUGUGUUGUAGUUCAGGGCAUCUUAUAUGUGCUGUACAUAGCUUUUGUCAGUGGUGGGCUCAUAGAGGGAGCCAAAAGGAUGAGGAUAUCCGAUUUGCUCGGUGGUAUCAUCGAGCCAACUCUUGAUGAGGUCAUGGAGCUCCCAAGUGGUGUGGAUCGGCCGAGGAAGUACUCUGCCAGUUUCUCUUCCCAGAGAGAAUUGAGGGAGAUGGGGCAUGUGGCAGCUGUGACCUCUCCGAUGGAGGUGGAUGUACUCUCAGACAUAUUUGGCCUCAAAAUGAAGAAGGACGGGGGUCAAUACAGACUUAUAACACAAGACCUCUCUGCCAGUGGGACAACCUCCAAAACAAUUACCACUGCCGAUACUUCUGAGAAGCAUCAGGGGACGACUGCCACAGAGGAAAAAACUGAAGAUCAGACAACGCCUGGAUUAGUGAACGCAGGAGGGGAGGUAACUGAGAAGAAAACUGUGAAACAGAAAGCAGACUGGAAAGCAAAGCGAUGCUCUGAUAAGUUCGAGGAGCCAGAGAGCCAACACUCUGCCCUCUGGGAGACGAUAAGCACUCAUAACAAGAGCCUGCAGAAUUACUUUGCAAGGAAUUUUUAUAAUAUGCGCUUACUGGCUCUCUUUGUCGCCUUUGCAAUCAACUUCAUCCUCCUGUUCUACAAGGUAGCCUCUUUGCCUGCAUCAAAAAAAGAGGAAGGAGUGGUCACGUCUGAUAGCAGCGAGGGAUUGGACUCUGAUGCUGCUGAUGAUGAUGAUGAUGACAACGAGGGCACAUAUUAUUUUGUGCUGGAGGAGAGCAGUGGGUACAUGGAGCCAUCACUACUUUUCCUGGCAGUCGCUCACACAAUCAUCUCCUUCUGUUGUAUCAUCGGGUACAACUGCCUCAAGGUACCGUUGGUGAUCUUCAAACGUGAGAAGGAGGUGGCGCGGAAGCUGGAGUUUGACGGGCUGUAUGUGACGGAGCAGCCUCCUGAGGAAGACAUCAAAGGGCAAUGGGACCGACUGGUCAUAAACUCACCAUCAUUUCCAAGUAAUUACUGGGAUAAAUUUGUUAAGAGGAAGGUGAUGGAUAAGUAUGGGGACUUCUAUGGCUGUGAGAAGAUAAGUGAACUGCUAGGUCUGGACCAAGCUGCGUUAGACUUCAGUUCUGAGAGUAAAGAAAGCAGGAGGCUCAAGAGAGAAGCUUCCUGGAGUGCUCUACUCAAGUCCGUUGACAUGAAGUACCAGGUCUGGAAACUGGGCGUUGUGUUCACUGAUAAUUCCUUCUUGUACCUGGCCUGGUACAUGGCCAUGUCCGUUCUGGGUCAUUAUAACAACUUCUUCUUUGCUGCCCAUCUUCUGGACAUCGCCAUGGGCUUUAAGACUCUCCGCACCAUUCUAACUUCUGUCACACACAAUGGGAAACAGUUGGCCCUCACUGUGGGCCUGUUGGCUGUUGUGGUGUAUCUCUACACCGUUGUGGCCUUCAACUUCUUCAGGAAGUUUUACGACAAGAGUGACGACAAGAACACCCAAGAUAUGAAGUGCAAUGACAUGCUUACUUGUUACAUGUUCCACAUGUAUGUUGGAGUGCGUGCUGGCGGGGGAAUCGGUGAUGAGAUCGAGGAUCCGGCUGGAGACGACUUUGAGGUGGAGCGCAUCUUCUUUGACAUCACCUUCUUCUUCUUCGUCAUCGUCAUCCUCUUGGCCAUCAUCCAGGAUUGCCGGGCGGGUGUGAUGUCGAAGCUGUCGAGUUUUUGCCACAGGUUGUGCAGACGGAGCAGAAGCCCAAAGCACGGCCCCAGCAGCGUUGGAGAGGCGGACCACCUCUCCCUGGCCUCCCUGGAGUCACUGGACACCAUGUCUGAGGCCGACUCCCCCACAAACUUCACCCGCGGCAGCCGGGUUCGAGCUAGCCUGCCCGUGGUGCGAUCGACCAAUCAGACGAGGGAUCGCUCGCUAGACUGUGGAGAGGGGAAGGUGGCAGCAGACACAUCGGACUGUUUUCUUAAUUUUCACAAACUCAGUCUGCAUCUGCAGGGCGACAAAGAACCCAACUGGCUGAAGAAGCUCUUCACUGACUUCAUCACCUUCACUGUCAAGCUGGUAGUAAAGGGACAGAUUUGUAAGGAGAUCAACAAGGUGGCAAAUAUACUGGCAGACUUCAUACAAGAGAGAGCAGAGCAGUUCCUCAGUGAUGGAGACAUCAGUGUGGACAUUGAUGUAGCUGCUGCCCCUGUCAUCACUGCAAACUACAUAGAGUCCUACCACAAGAAAUAUCCUGUCACUCUCAAAGAGACAGAAGCAGGUUCAGGGGGUCUGACAUUUGGCCUUUCCCCAAAGGAUCUGCUCUUUCCUCCCCUGUUGAGCAAGCCUCCCAUGCCUCUAUUCCCCAGACACGGUAUAGACUCAAUUUGA
Molecule: messenger RNA, 14823 nt
Organism: Notothenia coriiceps (black rockcod)
Lineage: Eukaryota; Metazoa; Chordata; Actinopteri; Perciformes; Nototheniidae
Gene: ryr2b
Product: ryanodine receptor 2b (cardiac)
Exons: 107
Biological process (GO): release of sequestered calcium ion into cytosol by sarcoplasmic reticulum; striated muscle contraction; intracellular calcium ion homeostasis
Cellular component (GO): Z disc; smooth endoplasmic reticulum; sarcoplasmic reticulum membrane
Molecular function (GO): protein binding; calcium ion binding; lipid binding
Source: RefSeq, a predicted model, not a curated record